Microstroma glucosiphilum is the source of this 1203-nucleotide messenger RNA. RefSeq lists its product as hypothetical. The record is from RefSeq and is a predicted model, not a curated record. The annotation marks the transcript as partial. The transcript is spliced from 2 exons. Gene Ontology annotation, molecular function: hexosyltransferase activity. Gene Ontology annotation, cellular component: membrane. Lineage: Eukaryota; Fungi; Basidiomycota; Exobasidiomycetes; Microstromatales; Microstromataceae.
UUCGUGGCCUCAACGACCCUGUUGAUCAUCUACAUUCUCAAUCCGGAUAAGGAGCCUUGGCCCUGGAGGUCCUUCUGCGCAGAGCAACAACCCUUCCCUCACACACUCGCCGAUUCGCUAGCGCCCGUCGACGUCUUUGUCGGUGUGAUGACUGUAGACUCGCACUUUGAGCGACGCUCGGUCAUUCGCUCGACUUAUGGAGCUCACACCCGGCCUAUUGACCCAGUGACAGGUCUGCAGAGCACCAAUGUCCAGCUCAAGUUCAUCCUUGGUAGACCGAGCAAGAAGCUCGAGAGGAGGAUAGCCCUCGAGAUGGAGAUGUUCAAUGACAUUGUCGUCUUGUGGGACAUGCAGGAGAACAUGGCCGGUGGGAAAUCCUAUCGGUAUUUCCAGUGGGCGACGGAGAAUGCCACUGUACCCAUUUUGCGGCCCAGGUUGGGGCAGAGACAGCUGGACUCUUCUGGUGGAUCGACCCUGCCGCAAGAAGGGACGGUCAAGGGCGCCAACGAUGUUCUGUAUGACGUGUCCUGGAAGCUGGUAGACUACGUCGUCAAGGCAGAUGAUGACGCUUUCAUCGCCCUAGACGAGCUUGAGCGUCAUCUCCGCGUCGCCCCGCGCAAGCUCACUUACUGGGGCUACCUGAUCAAGAACUGGUUCAUGGGCGGCGAAGCCUACGCCCUCUCCAUGGACGUAGUGCAGUGGAUUGCCACGUCUCCCUGGGUGGCUGCUCACUCCACUGGUAAAGAGGACACGGCUACGGCCAAGUGGCUCAAGCAGCACCCAGAGAAGUCCAAGCUCAACUAUGUCUCUGAGCGAUGCUGGAUCUACGACCACCCCAAAUCCGGCACAGCUUACGCACAUGGGUUUCUCUUCCCCAAUGAAGUAGAGAAGAUCAAGCGCGAGGAGCGUCCCGGCGGCUUGAGUGCGCAGGAGAUCAGCCGGCGUGGCGGGGAGCAUGCUUCGAAGUGGUACUCUACCGUGAAUGCUUGGCACGUCAAGUACAAGGCGCCCCGUGCCGAUUUGUCCAUUGAGGAGGAGAUCGAAGCACUGGUCGAGGGCGGAUACGACACCUCCUCUACCUCCAACGCCAACCCCGCUUUCAACUCCAAUUCUAAUCCCAGUCUGCCACUCCGAGGAGGAACCGUCGUGGUUCACUACCUCAAGCGGGACGAAUGGUUCUACGAGACUGCAUUGGCUCUUGUC